Hipposideros armiger (great roundleaf bat) is the source of this 4427-nucleotide messenger RNA. It is a transcript of the gene FAM167A, whose product is annotated as family with sequence similarity 167 member A. NCBI's taxonomy places the organism in Eukaryota, Metazoa, Chordata, Mammalia, Chiroptera, Hipposideridae. The transcript is spliced from 4 exons. The record is from RefSeq and is a predicted model, not a curated record. Bases 917 to 1549 code for a protein of 210 amino acids.
GCUCUGGUCCAGGUCCGGGCUGGGAACAUGCAAUCGUAGGGCGUUAGGACCCGGUGUGCGUCUCCUGGACCCAGGGCGUCCCAGUCCGGGAGCCACGGGCGGAGAGGCAUGAAUGAGAGGCUGGAGGGGAUCGCGGCUGAAAGGGCUUGUGGCGGAAUAGCUCUGCCGUCGCCAGGCAACCAUCCUGACGCAACGCAAAAAAAAAAAAAAAAGUCCCUUAAAAAAAAAAAGAAGAGUGCUGAGAAUUCACAAGAGCACGAGAGAAAGGGAGGUAAGAGCCAGCUUAGCCCCCGAGGCCGGGGCCAGAGGCUGCAGAGCGGAGAGCCCGCGUCGGGAGGAGGCGGGGACAUCGGCGACACCCCUGGAAGGGGUCUUCGAGCGCCCCGGAAGGUGUGCAAACGGAAGCUCUGAAUGAUAAACUGAGGUGCAACCAUCAGCACAGGACGUUGCAAACCGAGCUGUACUGGGAGACACACCUGGGAGGACACGGGGCCUGCACCAGCCAGCAGAUUUCACACCACCUGCCCUUCCCCAUGAGGAGGGAGCUCAGCCCAACUUCCCCGCCAGUCUCUGAUCUGCCUGCACCUCCAGCACUGAUAGAUCUUCUUGGCAAAGCUGCCCCCAAAGAUUCCUGCUAAUGCUUGUCUGUUCCUGCCUUUUGCGAAGCAUGGCGCCCACAGGAUUCCGGGAAGGAUCUUAAAUUCCGGAACACCACAGCUGCUCCAGAGGGCACUCUGUGUGGCUCAGCCACAGUUCCUCUCAGCUCUGGGAGCUGCUCACACCCCAGCGAUGCCCGCAGGAGCCUUGGCCCCAGCUGGGUGAGACCAUUCCAGAGCGGGACCCAACCUGACCAUCCGCCAAAAUUCCCACGCCACCCCACCACCUCCCAUGUCUGGGUGUCCUGGCAGACGCUAGAAUGUCUGUGCCCCAGAUUCAAGUAGAAGAAGUGGUGGUGGGAGAAGAAGGGCCUGCAGGAACGGCCCAGCUUCCCGACGACCACCUCCGGAGCCUGAAGGCCCUUACUGAGAAACUGAGGCUGGAGACCCGCAGGCCCUCCUACCUGGAGUGGCAGGCCAGGCUCGAGGAGCAGGCAUGGCCCUUCCCGAGGCCGGCUGCCGAGCAGGGGGAGCGUGAGGAAGCACAGCCCUCGCUCGCCACCGGAAAGCCCAGGCAGCAUCCUCCACUUAACCAAAACGCCAGCCAGGAUGACGUGACCCGGCCCGCGGGCAAGCUGGAAGGCUUUGAGAAUAUCGGCGAAGCGAUAGCCUGGCUCAGGAAGGAACUGACAGAGAUGCGGCUGCAGGACCAGCAGCUGGCCAGACAGCUCAUGCGCCUGCGCAGUGACAUCAACAAGCUGAAGAUCGAGCAGACCUGCGAUCUCCACAGGAGGAUGCUCAACGACGCCACCUAUGAGCUAGAGGAGCGGGAUGAGCUGUCCGACCUCUUCUGCGACUCCCCGCUGGCCUCCUCCUUCAGUCUCUCCACACCACUCAAGCUCAUUGGAGUCACCAAGAUGAACAUCAACUCCCGGAGGUUCUCCCUCUGUUGAGAAGCCCUAGAAGGUGGCAGAGGAGCCAGAACAGGGAGUUGAGGCUGAGUGGGUCUCUCCAGAGUUUGGGCUUCCCUGAGACUGAUGAUCUGUGGACCCCCAGGACCUGUCAGCUGGUGAUCUCCCCCAGGGCCCCAGCUUUGGAGCCCAACGCCCCCCGUGACUAGCUCUCACAUGAUACCCAAAGAGUCCUGCAGAAGGGCCACCCAUCCAGAUGUUCAGUGAGACCUGGGCUCCCAGCAUGACACAUCUCAGUACUCCCCUCAGUGAUCCACAUUCCUGUUUCCUGGAAUCACUGGUGCUAUGAGAACUGGGAUCCCAAAAGGGGGCCCCCAAAAGCUGUGAUUCUCACAGAAGGCUUCCCCACAGGCACUGAGCCCCCAGAGGGAGGUGAUUAAAUAUAUCACAUGUGCCCAUCGUUCUGCGGCUGUCCCCUAAGUACUGGCUAGAAUUACCCUAAAUAGGUGACUCAACAACCUUGACAGGGACCCACCAGGAAAGGAAAACCAAAAGGAAUAACAAAGUGCAGUUUGGGGAUGCAGACCCCACGGUUGGCACUCCUACCGUGUAAACUGUUUCCAAUGUGUGCAGGGACACACCAGUGUAGCUUGGGUGGAGCAAGCACAGAGGCCCUCUGAUGCCUGUCCGGCCACAUAUACCAGUCCCAAUCUCCAAAGAGCCCCUUUGCCACCCCACAACCCUGGGGGAGUGCCUAGGAGACCACUGGUGACGGGUCCAGGCAGGUCUGUCAGUGGAUUUCCCACAACUGAAUUCUCCCUGGGGCCAGAAGAGGCCUCCUGAUGGAUCCCAUCAGUGUCCCCUAUGUCACCUUCCUGCUCUGGCCAGAAAGAUUCCAGGGAGCCCAGACGCUCGCCCUGAGCUCCUCUGAGAUUCUGUGCCUGACUUAAAUGACUAAUUUUAAUUGAAUCAGACUGUUACUAAUCUGUUGCUAACUUGUUGAUUUUUGUCCAAAUGGCGAAGCCAGUUGGGUAGGUCUAGUACAGAGGUUCAGGAUUUUAUUUUAAAAGGUUCUCCCUAAUAACAAGUGUGAGGGUCAGCAAGGUGAGGACUGAGAUCUCAACAGGUUAGGAAAGUUAACCUGGUAGAGCACUAUGGGUCAGGUGUCCCCCACCAGCUGGGGGGAUUGACCUUUGAUGCCAUCUAGUCAAGGCCUCUCAUUCACAAAGAGUAAAGUGAAGCCAGGGAAGGAGAGAAUGACUCUCUUUAGGUUACACAGCUCAUUAGUGGCUAUAGAAUAUUGAUGUGUUAAAUCAUUAUUGAUGAUGCCUAGACAGAUCGUAUAUAAGUGAACUUGAACUCCAAAGAUGGUCCUAAUGCUUUGCCAAACCCACCAAUUUCCAACCCCUCUACUCUCCACCUCAUUCAACCCUCACAUGCACCUCUCACUUUGCAAUUCAGAAUAUCUGAGUCAAAUUCAGAGCAAUGUCUCAACAGCAGACCCACAGAACACAUAUUACCAAUCACGAUGCCAUAGUCGAUGCAAGGUGUCCUGCCUUUCAUGUUUCGUCUUCUUGUAUAAUGUCAUUGGGGCACACACACUCACACACCCCAGGACCCACACUGGGAAAAGGUUGCUUUUCCUUUGUGGACAGGGAGUGGGAGGAUGCAAAUGACGUCUCCCUAGUUAGACAGGAAAGAAGUUGGUUUCUUCCUUGUGAUUUCAAGGACCUGGAGGGUUUCUGCUUCCUUUAAAGAAGUUAUAACCACAUAGAGCCAAAUUUGUUUUGGCCUGACUCUGAGCUGUGACAAAAGUCUGAAGCCCAGAGACCUCGGGCAGAAGGCCAAGCCCCCUCAGGCAAGAAAGGAGGGAGAUUUUCUCCACCCAGUGAUGUCUCUCCUCAGGAAUACAUACAAGCACUGCCAAGGCCCACAGAGGCAUUCCUGCCAGGCUUCUUUGAGACAAGUUCUGCGGUCGCACCCUAUCAGGCAGGCCUACACACACUCACCACGCGCUCUGUAGAGACACACACGUAACACAUGCUCGAUCCCACACAGGAAAUCCCCUUCCAUACUCUGAAAAAAAAAGUGCCAAACUGAUUUUUUUUUUCUUUCUAGAAAUCAUUCAUCCCCAAAACUGAAAAAGUUGGAAUCAACGAUAGCUGAGUGAUUUAGUUGAAUUUCAUCAGCUCAAUUGGACUGAAGUCAAGUGGACAAUUUAGUUGCUCAGUUAGCCUGAUGCUUUCUUCCUUUCUUUGUUUUCUGAGAAGGAACUGAGCUCGAGGCACACUUUCUUGGAUAGGUUAGCUAUUUCAGCUAUUUUGCUUAGUUUAUCUCAAGAGAAUUUUCUUUCCAGAUAAGGCAGGAGGAGAAAGAGAAGGGGAAUCAGAGAAGAGAGGUGGAAGGGAAAAGACAGCUGCAUUUUCUUGUUGUCCAGUGUCGGCUAGCUUCCUUAUUUCCACAGUGAACGCAAACGUCUAACCAAGUCAGUUCAGCUUUGUGAAGUCCCUGCCUUGUGUGGGUCAAGAGGUGCCUAUGAGUUAGCUGCAACCUAACCUAUGUUGCCAGCUCCCCAGGGCAACCUUCUGGCUUACAAUUUGUAUGCAAUACCAUCUGCAGUUUUACUCAUUAUCUGCCCAUCUCCUUGCCAUCCCCAAGGACUCCUGGGUGUAAAGCUCAAAGUCUCCAUUGACACUGCCAUGCGUGGUAAUGUCUGAUGCCUUCAUGGGCUCAGCAGUGAUCACAGAGGCCUGGGGAGCUGGGCAGGCUUGAGAUGAGCUGACCCAGCCCCAGGUCUCCUCCCUGUAGCAAUACCAAGUGCUAUUACAUAAUCAAUGGACAGUUUGUAAUUUUAUUUUUUAUGAUUAUUUGUUUCUAUAUUGCUGUUAGAAAAAGUGAAAUAAAAUAUUUCAAAAGAAGA